AUGGAUUCAGAAUCAGAGAAAGAGAGUGAAGUCUUCAAGGCCACAAACUCCGUGUGUACAACGACACAACCUCAGGAGUCACGAAAGCCUCAUCAGGUGUCACUAGGGCCACAACCUCAGGCGUCACGAAAGCCUCAUCAGGUGUCACUAGGGCCACAACCUCAGGCGUCUCCAAAAUCAUCAUCAUCGACAUCUAGCUCAGACCAAGCUCAGAAUAUUCUCUCGGGUCGUGAUGUAGUAAUACUCAGAACCCUGAAAGACAUAAAACAGGGUCAACGCGAAAUGAUGGCAAUGAUUUCUGGGCUGGUGAAACGACUUGAUGGUUGUGGGGAGAAAAACAAAGAUGUUCCAGAUGGAGUUUAUCUUCCAAUAUCAACAGAGGAACAACUCAACCAUACGGAAGAAAUCCUUAAUGAGCCAGGCUCCAUGAAAAUGAUG
Molecule: messenger RNA, 438 nt
Organism: Ruditapes philippinarum (Manila clam)
Lineage: Eukaryota; Metazoa; Mollusca; Bivalvia; Venerida; Veneridae
Exons: 3
Source: RefSeq, a predicted model, not a curated record